Rotaria sp. Silwood1 is the source of this 717-nucleotide messenger RNA. The record is from the annotation of a GenBank genome assembly. NCBI's taxonomy places the organism in Eukaryota, Metazoa, Rotifera, Eurotatoria, Philodinida, Philodinidae.
AUGUUUGAUCCACAAAAUAGUGAAAUUUUGUUACAAAAUUUAUCAUCAAAUGAUACAAAUUUACGUUUAAUGGGUAUAUCAAAUUUAAUUAAUAAUUUACAAACAGAAUCAUUUCAACUUGAUACAAAUUUUCAACAUGAAAUUGUACACAACAUUUUAAAAUUAUUAGAAGAUACUAAUAGUGAAAUAAAAAUGAAAGCUGUACAAUCUAUUAGUCCAUUGUUGUACAAAUUAAAUGGACAAUCAUUAAACAUAAUAAGUAGUGUAUUCUGCAAAAAUUUUCUCAAUGCAGCUUAUGAUGAAACAGAUUUACGUAAUACAAUAAUUAUGUCUUUGAAAAUAAUGUUUGAUGAAUUUUUGCAAAGAAAUCAAGUCGAUCAUAUUUGUAAUCCCUCGAACGUGAUCAUGAACCAUUUAAUAACAAGUAUUCUUGAUUAUACAAAAUCAAAAAUAAGACGAACACGAUUCAAAUUAGACCAAUGUGGUGGUGGAGUUUUAGAUAUUUUGGAUAUUAUUAUUGAUGUUCUUUCGAAAGAAAACGCACAAUACAAGUUCUAUCUUAUACAUAUACCACUAUCCACAUUAGUAAAAAAAAAUUUAAUGUCGCCACGUGAAGCAAUUAAGAGACGAAUAAUAUCCUUAUACAAUCAAAUACCAUGCAUUAAGUAUAAAGAAUGCGAAUGCUUCGGUAAAUAUGUGGAAAUGAUGGAAAAUUAA